AUGGGUUUACUGUACGACGAUGCUGUUAUAAUUAGGCAAUCUGAGAGAGGCGAGGAGCCGAGUGUAAUAACGGUAAAUUGUCCCGACAAGACUGGCUUAGGUUGUGAUCUUUGCCGCAUAAUUCUGUUCUUCGGCCUCACCCUUGUCAGAACUGAUGUAUCAACUGAUGGAAAAUGGUGCUACAUAGUGUUCUGGGUCCAAAGCAAGCCGGGUACUCGAUGGGGUUUACUGAAAAAGAGAUUGAUGGAGGCGUGCCCGAGUUGUUCUUUUGCCUCUGGAAUAUUGUACAGUAGGGACGAGUUGAGCCUCCCCAAGCCUCCCAAUGUUUUUCUCUUGAAAUUAUGCUCCCAUGACCGGAAAGGCCUUUUGCACGAUGUGACUAAGGUCCUUUGUGAGCUUGAGCUGACUAUAAAGAGAGUCAAGGUAUCCACCACUCCAGAUGGCAAAGUCAUGGAUCUUUUCUUCAUAAACGAUACGAGGGAACUUUUACACACAAAGCAGAGAAAGGAAGACACUUAUGACCACUUAAGAGCCGUUCUCGGACCCGCUUUGAUCACCUGCGACAUAGAAUUGGUGGGGCCCGAAAUCGCCGCUUGCUCCCAACAGCAGCCCUUCUUUCUUUCCUUAAACACCACUUUCAGCCCAGACGUGUUCGGUGGGCCCCAUCACAAUGGCCCAUCAUCAUCCAUCACGAUGGACAACCUUUUGAGCCCGUCUCACACUCUCGUCCAGAUUGCUUGCUGGGCCCCCCACAAGGGCCUCCUUUACGAUGUCAUGCGGACUUUAAAAGAUUAUAACAUUCAGAUUUCUUACGGGCGGUUCACUACUAAGGGGCAAAAAAGGGAUUAUUGCGCGGAGAUGGACCUUUUUAUCAUGCAAGCGGACGGGAAGAAGAUUGUGGAUCCCGCCAAGCAGGAUGCUUUGAAAUGCCGCCUUCAGAUGGAAAUCGAUCGUCCGUUUAGGGUUUCGUUGACGGGCCGAGGGCCCGACACCGAGCUACUAGUCGCGAACCCCGUAGAGCUGUCGGGAGAGGGCCGUCCCCUGGUUUUUUACGAUAUUACCCUCGCGCUCAAGAUGCUUGAUCAACCAAUAUUUUCGGCUGAAAUCGGGAGGUACAUGAUUGGAGAUCGGGAAUGGGAGCUUUACCGCGUUCUACUCGAUGAAGGUGACUAUAGCAAAGUUUCGAGGAAAAAGAUAGAGGAGACUGUUUGGAAGAUGUUAAUGGGGUGGGACUAA
Striga hermonthica is the source of this 1236-nucleotide messenger RNA. The record is from the annotation of a GenBank genome assembly. Lineage: Eukaryota; Viridiplantae; Streptophyta; Magnoliopsida; Lamiales; Orobanchaceae.